CUUCGAGUCAGACUUGCUUCUUCUCAGCGCAAUCCAGCCCUGGAAGAUGCCCUGGAGUCGCUAACUCUGACGCUGGCUUCAACCUUUCAAAGGGUUGGGGCUUGAUUGGCUCGAUUGGUUUCCCGCGCCCUGCAUGGAUGUUUUUGUUAAGACAGAUGAAUCAUGCCUAUGAACUCCCUAACCCUCAACUAGAAUAUCGAUAUCUUUUUCUGAUGGUAUACAUCUCCUGCCUGUCCUUUGGCUUGCAAUAUCUGACGGACGUUGGGUCCCUAGGGUGCGGCGCGCGCUCGGCCAUAAGAAAGCUGCAUAUGUUUAAGAAUUCUGUGCCUGACGCCGCCUCUCACUUCUUAUUUUGACAAUGGACCGUUUGCUCUCCGAUGUUCCUGCAAUGGUCUCAAUGUUCAGGGAGAAGUAAUAAAUAAUGUUGUGUGGAGCAAUUUGCGAUUCGCUAGUGCUCGACAGGCCCCAUGGGUAUGGUUAUGAUCUAAUGAACAUGUAAAUUAGUUUUUUCCUUCUAUCCUUCUUCAAUGGACCAAGCCAAGAUCCAAGAUCCGAAGAAUUUCCUUUCCCUUUGCUGGACGUUUGCGGGGAGCUUGAUAGUCACGUGGAAAUAUGCUUGAUUAUGUUAGUUAAAUAAAUAGUUAACCAGUUAACGUAGAUUCUUCUUGCUAAACAUCAAUGACUAGACCGCGAUAAUAGGGAGCAGGGCGGGCUGGAUCGCAAGGUGCAGCCAUCAUGUUCUACGAUCUGAAUGUUCCUUACGCGCCCAACGACUCUGAAAUACCUAACACCCUUGCUUUCCUCUCCGAACUCGGCUACACAACCAUAGCCCUCUCCCAGUCCGUCUCUGGAAAACUCCCGGCAGACCUCUCUCCGCCCCCUCUCCCCGCCAACCCCCCCAAAUCCCUCACCCUACUCACCCGCAUAACCGUCAACGUCUCUGACCCCUCCCAAAACCAGCGGCUCACCCCUCUCGCACAACAAUACUCCCUCAUCGCCCUACGACCCCUCAAUGAAAAGUGCCUCACGCUCGCCUGUAACAGUCUGGAUUGUGACAUAAUUUCCCUUGACCUCUCCUCCCGCCUCCCUUUCCACUUCAAAUUCAAAACCCUCGCAGCUGCCAUCGCGCGCGGCGUCCGCUUGGAGAUCUGCUACGGCCCCGGCGUAACGGGUAGUGGCGCGGAGGCGCGCAGGAAUCUGAUUGGGAAUGCCGCGUCGUUGAUACGCGCGACGCGUGGGCGGGGGAUUAUUAUCUCGAGCGAGGCGAAGAGGGCGUUGGGGGUGCGGGCGCCCUUUGAUGUGGUCAAUUUGGCCUGUGUGUGGGGGCUUACGCAGGAAAGAGGGAAGGAGGCACUGUGUGAUGAGGCGAGGAAGGUUGUGGCGUUGGCGGGGAUGAAGCGGAGGAGCUGGAGGGGGAUUGUGGAUGUGGUGUAUGGAGGAGAGAAGCCAGUGAAGGAGGUCAGGGAAACGAAGGAUAAAAAUGGUAACAAGAAUAAGAAUAGGGGUAGGAAGGAUGAAGGGGAUAGGAGUGGGGUGAAGAGGAAGGCUGAUACCGAGACUGAGUCGAAUGCUGAAUCCCAGGCGCCGUUGUCGAAACGUGAGCUGAAACGGAGGGCCAAGCGGGCAAAGCUUCAGGGGUCGGGUUCUAAUGAUAAUUCGACAGCGUCCCCGAUGCCUGAUGCAGGAUAAAACAUAAUGACCUGCUUGUAUUUUUUUUCUUUCUCAUUUUCUUUCUUACAUUCUUAGGGGUUUGGCGUUGCUGUUAAUAUGGUAUUGUAAACUACCGGAUAGACAUGUAUAACUUAAAUGGAUAUCGGAAUCCUACAUAGAACUGGGUUAAACCGACGGUGCGGCAAAGCAAAAUUUAAUAAUGCAAUGAAAUAAAAAGCGGAAGGGCUACAAUAUAUAAAUGGAAGUAGAUCAUGAUCCACAGCAUUAAAAAGUAGGAAGAUAUUAACCCAACUACCAGAUAGUAGGUAUACAAUUUCAACGAACACCUUAAAAAAAAGGGAAAGAAAUAUGGAAAGAAAAGCGCAAGACCUGC
This is a messenger RNA of Blastomyces gilchristii SLH14081, 2044 nucleotides long. RefSeq names its product ribonuclease P/MRP protein subunit RPP1. Gene Ontology annotation, biological process: tRNA processing. The transcript is spliced from 2 exons. Lineage: Eukaryota; Fungi; Ascomycota; Eurotiomycetes; Onygenales; Ajellomycetaceae. Gene Ontology annotation, cellular component: nucleolar ribonuclease P complex. The record is from RefSeq and is a predicted model, not a curated record. Bases 736 to 1689 code for a protein of 317 amino acids. Gene Ontology annotation, molecular function: RNA binding.